UUGUAACCGCAAGUGCCCGGAUGACACCAAUAGCAACAAGACAACAAGAUGGCGGACACGGAGAGUGUUGAUACUCACGAUACGAGUAAUGAUGCCAACGAAGAUCCUUUACAGGAUUUAAGUGAUGAAGAAUUGUACCAAUUAGUUGAAGACACAAUUCGUGCAAAUGAAGUCCUUGGCACAGAAACACUCAUGUUCGAAAAAUAUCUUGAACGUGUGGAGCCAAAAGACUUGGCAGGCAUUUCUGCUGGUACAGGUGCAACACCAUCUCAAUCAUCUCAAGACUUGGUCCGCCGUGUCGACCGAAAAAGAUCAAAAUCCAGAAGCAGUAAUAUUGAUAAAUCCCUUCGACUCACUGCUGAGCAGAAAUGUGACAUUGCUCAAAAGGAAAUUGAAGAACUCCGAGAAGAUAUUGAUAAGCUAAAAGAUGCUUCAGAAAACAUUCUGGAUACAUAUAAGGCUCUAAUGGAAGAGGCAGAUUUACGACUUACAGAAACAAAGAAAGAACGAUAUGAAUUUGAUCGUGACAUCAUGAAAGGGGCCGGUGGGUCUCAACAAGCCAAAGUUGUGGCUGAGAAAGUUGUCCGCUAUUUUGAAGACCGGAUUAAAUCAAGAGACACUUUAAUUGAGAAGUUGCGACUGAAAAAUGCUACUUUGAAAGUACAGAAGAAGAAAUUACACUUACAACUGAAACAGAAAGAGGAGAUGGGUGAAGUGCUACACGAGGUGGACUUUAACCAGCUGCGUAUCGAGAACCAGCAGUACCUGGAGAAGAUUGACGAGCGUAACAAAGACCUGCUCAACCUCAAACAGAUGGCGGGCAGUACCACUCAGGUCCUAAACACAUACAAGAAAAAGUUGUCCACCCUGACACUUGAAUCUGAGCGUCUAAAGUCAGAGAUCACCUCCAGAAAUGACCUAUUGCAGAGGAUAGAUGCUGAAACUAAAGUGGUCGAAGAUGAGCGUGCAAAAGCAGAGAAGAGGAACCGGAAGCUUCGUCAGCAGCUGGCAGACUAUAGGGUGCCGGAAGUGAUGGAAUACGUUGGGGAAAAGGCUGACCUCUACGAACUACAGAAGAAGGUGAAAAGCUGGGAAAGGAAAGUGGAGAUUGCGGAUUUAAUUAGUACGCAACUGAAAGGAAAAUGGCACAAGAUGGCCAGGGGUUUGUUUGGAGCACUGAUUUUAAAAAAGGGGGAUUGCAGAUACAUCAGAACGGAUGGCAUUAAGAACGCACAGAAAAACGUGGCAGCAAAUGAAAAUAAGCAGCCACCAAAUGGCCAACCAGUUCCAUUUGAUGGAAGCCCACUGAGGGAUUUCCCUAAGAGACGGUUUCUAAGGAGUCGUGCCCAGUAACUGUUGUGUGUCACCGUAGAAACAGUGUCAAUAAAAAAAUCCUCUCACUUUUCAGGAGGUAUUUUAUGUUUGUAAAUAGUUGUUUAUUUGUAUAUUUCAUGUUUUCCUUUGGAAUUGUAUUGAAUUUUUAAAUAAAAGAGUCUUUGAAAUAUUUAUGAAUUUCUGUUAUUUAAAUUUAAUUAAUUGUUAAAAGCCAUUCACCAAUAGUUUUUUAUCAUUCUAUGCGAAAUAAAAAUGUACAUACAGAGUCAAAAAUGAUGAAGUUUGUUGGCAAGGAUUGCUUAAUAUUUGUAUGCACAAAAAUGUGUAACAUUUUUAACAUGAGUGUGCGAAAUGGCCCAGACCAAACUGUACUUAUAGAUUUGUAAAUUGUUUUAAUCUUCAGUUAAUUGUUUUUAUCAGUCAGUAUUUCUGCAUUUGUUGAAUAUAUUCAAUAUGAAUAAACACACCUGAACACCA
Messenger RNA from Dreissena polymorpha, 1812 nucleotides. Its product is annotated as coiled-coil domain-containing protein 113-like. Bases 49 to 1353 code for a protein of 434 amino acids. Gene Ontology annotation, biological process: cilium assembly. The record is from RefSeq and is a predicted model, not a curated record. The transcript has 9 exons. Gene Ontology annotation, cellular component: ciliary basal body; axoneme. Lineage: Eukaryota; Metazoa; Mollusca; Bivalvia; Myida; Dreissenidae.